CCUCCCCCUUCGCGCCGCUGCUGCCGCGAUGCCCCCCCCUGCGCCCGGGGCCCGGCUCCGGCUUCUCGCCGCCGCCGCCCUGGCCGGCCUGGCCGUCAUCAGUCGAGGGCUGCUGUCCCAGAGCCUGGAGUUCAGCUCCCCUGCGGACAACUACACAGUGUGCGAAGGUGACAACGCCACGCUAAGCUGCUUCAUCGACGAGCAUGUGACCCGAGUGGCCUGGCUGAACCGCUCCAACAUCCUGUACGCGGGCAACGACCGCUGGACCAGUGACCCGAGAGUGCGCCUGCUCACCAACACGCCCGAGGAGUUCUCCAUCCUCAUCACCCAGGUGGGGCUGGGCGACGAGGGCCUCUACACCUGCUCCUUCCAGACGCGCCGCCAGCCGUACACCACUCAGGUCUACCUCAUCGUCCACGUCCCCGCCCGCAUCGUGAAUAUCUCUUCGCCUGUGACCGUGAACGAGGGGAGCAACGUGAACCUGCUCUGCCUGGCCGUGGGGCGGCCGGAGCCCACGGUCACCUGGAGGCAGCUCCGAGAUGGCUUCACCUCGGAAGGUGAGAUCCUUGAGAUUUAUGACAUCCAGCGGGGCCAGGCCGGGGAAUACGAGUGCGUGACUCACAACGGGGUUAACUCUGCACCUGACAGCCGCCGCGUGCUGGUCACAGUCAACUAUCCUCCGACCAUCACGGACGUGACCAGCGCCCGCACAGCCGUGGGCCGGGCCGCCCUCCUGCGCUGCGAAGCUAUGGCCGUGCCCCCUGCGGAUUUCCAGUGGUACAAGGAUGACAGACUGCUGAGCAGUGGCACGGCCGAGGGCCUGAAGGUGCAGACGGAGCGCACCCGCUCGAUGCUUCUCUUCGCCAACGUGAGCGCCCGGCAUUACGGCAACUACACGUGUCGCGCAGCCAACCGGCUGGGAAUGUCCAGCGCCUCCAUGCGGCUCCUGCGCCCAGGAUCCCUGGAGAACUCGGCCCCAAGGCCCCCAGGGCCUCUGACCCUCCUCUCCGCCCUGGGCUGGCUGUGGUGGAGGAUGUAGGAAGAACCCAGUGCCCUGGAGUCCCCCCGCGGGCGGUCUGAGGCCGAGAGCAAGAGGAGAAGGGGGAACAAGCGCCGCGGGUCUCGAGGGGGCAGAGGAGCUCUAAGAGGAAAAGGAAGAGAAGGAGGAAAGAUCUUUACAGAACCCAUCACUGUGAGGGAUAACGCAAAAUUAUGCAUCUUUCUACAGCCAUUCUCGCCACUGUUCACCUUUCCGAUUGUGACCCAUCCCCGGCCACCCCACACCCGUCUCUUAGCUCAGGCUGUCAACUGGAUCGCGU
Orcinus orca (killer whale) is the source of this 1319-nucleotide messenger RNA. It is a transcript of the gene IGLON5, whose product is annotated as IgLON family member 5. Gene Ontology annotation, cellular component: neuron projection. The record is from RefSeq and is a predicted model, not a curated record. Lineage: Eukaryota; Metazoa; Chordata; Mammalia; Artiodactyla; Delphinidae. Bases 29 to 1039 code for a protein of 336 amino acids. The transcript has 8 exons.